AUGGCCCAGGUUCUGGGAGGUGGGAGGCCAUACAGUCGAAACCUCAACCAGGAGAGCUGGCCGGAGGCCCUGGCUUCCCUUUCUGUCCUGGCUUGGUACUCCACAUCAGCAUUUUCACGGCUGGAGAAGUUGGGCAUCAGACAUCCCAAGCCUUUUCCUUUUAUUGGAAACUUGAUGUUUUUCCGUCAGGGAUUUUGGGAAAGCCAACUGGAGCUCAGAAAGCGAUACGGACCUCUGAGUGGGUAUUACCUUGGUCGUCAGAUGUUUAUUGUUAUUUCUGAACCAGACAUGAUUGAGCAGGUGUUGGUUGAGAACUUCAGUAACUUUAGCAACAGAAUGGCAUCGGGCUUGGAGACCAAGCCAGUAGCUGACAGUGUUCUGUUUCUACGUGACAAAAGGUGGGAGGAGGUCCGAGGUGUCCUGACUCCUGCCUUCAGUCCUGAGAAGCUGAGUGAGAUGAUUCCUCUCAUCAAUCAAGCCUGUGACCUUCUCCUGACUCAUUUAAAAUGCUAUGCAGACGCCGGAGCCGCUUUUGACAUUCAGAGGUGUUACUGCUGCUACACCACCGACCUGGUGGCCAGCAUCGCCUUCGGCACCCAGCUGGACUCCCAGGCGGCACCCGAACACCCCUUUGUGACUCACUGCAAGCGUUUCUUCAAGUUCUCCAUCCCCAAACCCAUCCUGGUUCUGAGCCUAUUGUUUCCAUCCAUAAUGAUCCCGUUGGCCCGGAUUUUGCCCAAUAAGAACCGAGAGGAGCUGCAUGGCUUCUUUCAGAAACUCAUUAGGAACGCGGUUGCCUCGAGGGACCAGGGAGCAGCAGACAAGAGACGGAAAGACUUCCUUCAGCUGGUCCUGGAUGCCCGCCACUCUGUGAGCUGUGUGGAUGUGAAGAGCUUUGACAUGGUCAGACAGAUCUUCUCAGACGACUGCCCAGAGCCUCCUCCCCAGCUCCAUGCACCCCAGAUGCCAUCAAAGCCACUGACCAUGGAUGAGAUUAUGGGCCAGGCCUCCAUCUUCCUCAUCGCUGGCUAUGAGAUUGUCACCAACACUCUCUCUUUUGCCACCUACCUCCUGGCCACCCACCCUGACUGCCAGGAGAAACUUCUAAGCGAGGUGGACAGUUUCUACGAGAAGCACGCCCCCACCGAGUACUGCAGCCUCCAGGAAGGCCUGCCCUACCUGGACAUGGUGAUCGCAGAGACCUUGAGAUUAUAUCCACCAGCUUUCAGGUUCACGAGGGAGGCAGCGAAGGACUGUGAGCUCCUGGGGCAGCACAUCCCUGCGGGCACUGUGCUGGAGACAGCAGUAGGUGCCCUGCAUCAUGACCCAGAGCACUGGCCAGAGCCUGAGGCCUUCGACCCCGAGAGGUUUACAGCAGAGGCCAGGAAGCGGCAGCGGCCAUUCACCUACCUGCCCUUUGGGGCCGGCCCGCGGAGCUGUCUCGGGGUACGACUAGGGCUGCUUGAGAUCAAGCUGACGCUGCUCCGAGUACUGCGUGCCUUCCGGUUCCAGGCCUGCGUCGAGACCCAGGUACCACUGCAGCUGGCAUCCAACUUGGCCCUCGCUCCAAAAACUGGUGUCUCCAUCAAGAUAGUGCCCCGCUGA
Messenger RNA from Chrysochloris asiatica (Cape golden mole), 1605 nucleotides. It is a transcript of the gene TBXAS1, whose product is annotated as thromboxane A synthase 1 (platelet). The transcript is spliced from 14 exons. The record is from RefSeq and is a predicted model, not a curated record. Lineage: Eukaryota; Metazoa; Chordata; Mammalia; Afrosoricida; Chrysochloridae. The coding region runs from base 1 to 1605 and encodes 534 amino acids. Gene Ontology annotation, molecular function: heme binding; monooxygenase activity; oxidoreductase activity, acting on paired donors, with incorporation or reduction of molecular oxygen.